This is a messenger RNA of Closterium sp. Yama58-4, 3291 nucleotides long. NCBI's taxonomy places the organism in Eukaryota, Viridiplantae, Streptophyta, Zygnematophyceae, Desmidiales, Closteriaceae. The record is from the annotation of a GenBank genome assembly.
AUGCGGCUUCCCUGUUGGCGGGGAUGGGUGGGGGAGGGGGAGGGGGAGGGGGAGGGGGAGGGGGAGGGGGAGGGGGAGGGGGAGGGGGAGGGGGUACAGGGAGGGGGAGGGGGGGGGGGGGGGGGGUACUUGGGGGAGGUUUCCACGUGCAUCAUCGAGGACCUGAACGCCGCUAACUUGACUACCGACCGUAAGACGACUAUCCUAGUCUGCAACCCACGCCACACCAUGGCGACAGACUCCGGAGCUCGGUCCAAGAUGUGCGGCUUCGAUGUCACCACAUUGACCCACACCCGCGUGGUGCAAAUGGAGGAGGUAGUACCCAUCUACGGGAUACCGAUGCUUCUCGGAAUUGUCGAGACUUUUAAGGCGCUUUUCCGUAACAUGUGGCUGCGUCAGAUUUUGGCGGACAUGCGACCGGAUGACGGAGCGUGGGCGGUGUCACGCCCCGGGCUGGAACGAGUCGUGGUGUGGAUGGCGCUGUCCUGGAAGGGCGUUUCGAGGGCGACAAUCAUGCGUUCAUGGGCAGCGGCGGAUUGCGUCCCCCCGAACUGGCAGCACUUGUUUCUUGCGUCACUGCCCAGGGUUAGCACCAUAGUGCUGGACCAGUUAACAGAUGAGCUAAUGCGUUUACAGAGACAGAUUGAUCGGUACAUCCCCCACUGGGACCGCUUGUCCGCUGUCAAGUACGUGUGUGUCGAAGCAGAUCAUCCUGUGUGCACUAACGUCGUGACUGACGGAGAUGUUCAUAUCGGUUGUGAUACCGGUGCUGAGCCUGAGUCGGCACCUGGCUACUUGGAUGACGCCAGGAGCAUUCGUCGCGUCAUGCUCACGUUGUCCGGGGCGUUGGCGAAACGAGCCCUUGACUCAGGCAAGGACCCCGCCGACGUUGUUGUAGAUGCUGGCAUUACGAACGCAGAACUGGUAGGAGCUAGUGGCAUUAGGGUUUCACCGGUAGGCCUGAUGUUAGGCAACAAGUGCGAUGCGUGCGAACUCGAGUUUGCGGAUGACAACGCGUUGCAGUCUCAUGUAACAAAAAACAACGUCUGUCGGCAGAAGCUUAAACAUAUUUACGCAUCAAAGUUAGUCGCUGCUUAUCGGGAGGCGCUGAUUGCGUUAGCAGCGUCGAAACCGCCGGUGUGUUCUCCCGAGAGCUCCAAGGCACCGCCGCGGUCGAGCAACCUUAAGCGACCGCAUGUAGAGGUCAGUCCGCCAGCACCAACUUCGGAGGCGGAUUGCGAUGAUGCGCACUCUGAUGUGACAAGCAUCGAUGACUGUUUCGACACGUUACAGGAGCUGUAUCUGUUUUUCCGCGAUGCGGACCUUUCGAUUAGGGAAGUAAACAGGUUACUUCACAUUUUCAGAAGCCCCCUGUUUGAUCUACAAGCUGCUCGCUCAUGGCGCAAUGCGGCGGAUGUGCGGCGUUAUGGAAAGGAGCGAGAGCCGCCGGACAUUGUUCCUUGGACCAUGGAAGAGAUCAAGGUGUUCGGGCCCCACGGCAAGGUGGCCAGGUUGACACUUCACGUCAGGAACACGGAGUUGCUGGUGAAGAAGUUGGUGAGGACAUUUGUGCACGUGCGCGGUUUUGUCACGCAGCCUCGGACGGAUGUCGAGGACGACGAGGACACUCGGCAUUACAGCACGCCCGACACGGGGAAGUGGUUUCACGAGUGUCAGGCGGCGUUACCCGAGAAGGGAUCAUGGGUGCUGGGGGUCAUUGUUUACAGUGACAGUACCUAUGCAUCUGGAAACGGCAGGAGACAAGCGUGGCCUGUUCUCAUAACGCUGGUUAACAUACCGGAGGGGUUCAGGUGGACGGAACCCGGAUUUGUACUGGCGGCUGUCCUUCCGUUUCCGCCGGAAUGGGCAUCGUCAACGGAGAAGACGCGCGUUUAUCAAGAGGCGCUGAAGAUCAUUCUUGCGCCACUUUUGAGGGACCACAAAGACGCGGAGCUCCGAUUCAUAUUUGUGACAGACGUUAACGGGAAGGCUGUGAAGGGGUACCCGUGUCUGUUUGCAGAAGUCGGAGAUUAUCCGGAGCUGUCCCGCGCAACCGGGACGAUGCAGGCGACGUCUCACCGCCCAUGUAGCAGCUGUUACGUGAGGGAGGACAACCUUGCCCGUGUCGACCUGCGAGCUCCCGCGCGCACCGUGGAGAAGCAACGGCGCAUUGUUCACGCCAUCCAAACGGCGGCGACGGAUACUCUGGCUCAGCAGACGGAGUGGGGGAAUGUGUUCCUUGCGUGCGUCGCGGACAUCUUGCACGCCGCCGCCAACUAUGCGGCAUUCGAGCACAGGGCGAUGAUGCAAGUGAUGCCGCUUAUCAUUGCGGACAAGAUGGACGGAAUGAAACCGAAGGAGCGCGAGCAGAGAGAGCGCGAGGUGCGAGCGUUCCGGAUGUACGCCACCUUUUACAAGGCGCUUGUGGGCGUGGUGAAGCACACGCGUGCUUCAUUGGCGGUGGUCAGACAACAUGCAAUUUUGAUGGUGGACGCGCUGAUCGUUGCUUUCCCUGCACAGUCAUCAGGAUGGAAAUUGCCGAAAGUCCAUGCAGUGGUCCACCUCAUUGACGGCAUCCCCAUGCGGGGUAUGCCGCACGAGUACUCAACCAACGCGUGGGAACACAGUCACAAGGUGACUGUCAAAAUCCCGGUGAGGGGGGGGAAUUGGAAAGACGUUCCUCGACGGAUAGUGGAGGAGGAGGUGCAGAGGGAGUUGGCGCGAGAAGUGGCGGUGGAUGCAUGCGGUGGAAGACAGUACACAACCGCACUACGUGAGGCUGUGCGGCUGCAGGAGUACGUGCUGACGCGCCGGUCUCGGGUGGCAAACCCUUCUGACCCUGAGGAUGGCACCCUCGCUCCAUACCGCUCAACACUUGGAAGCGACAUGAACGCCUUGACGUCGUGCACCGCGCGUGCUGACCUUUCUCUGGACCGAUUCUGGGUGAGUGGUGUCUUGUGUGAUGUGUGCUCUUGCGAUGGUCCCACAGAAAACUGGUUCUCGGAUGUGGCGGUGAAGUCACCAAAGGAGGAGGAGGAGUGGUAUGCCCGGUGCUUGUGCAUUUUCCGGGCAAAGCAGACAGACGGGACGAUUGCCAGAUUUGCGUACGUGAAGUACUAUGAGGCGGCAGGGGUGUGUGGGCUGACCACAUGCGUUCAGUUAACGCCCGGGCGAGUGAAAACGAAGUACGCGGUGGUGGCGAUUGAGUGCAUCAAGAGGGUGGUGCACAUCUGCAAGUCGUUUGUGAAUGCCCGUGUGCUGCUUCUGAACAAGUUUCUCCUCUGCGAGUGA